Molecule: messenger RNA, 1094 nt
Organism: Ctenopharyngodon idella (grass carp)
Lineage: Eukaryota; Metazoa; Chordata; Actinopteri; Cypriniformes; Xenocyprididae
Product: interferon-induced GTP-binding protein Mx-like
Exons: 6
Coding region: 180-1070 (296 amino acids)
Biological process (GO): defense response to virus
Cellular component (GO): cytoplasm; microtubule; nucleus
Molecular function (GO): microtubule binding; GTPase activity; GTP binding
Source: RefSeq, a predicted model, not a curated record
CAUUUAACACAACCAUAAGGUUGACAUUUUCUUUUUUUAAAUUACUUUUCACUUGAAUAGAACUGCGCAUAGUAAAGUACUAAAUUUUUCUUUAAAUGUGCUUUUUGUUAACACUAAAUAUGUUGAUAACAAAUCACAUCUCAGUUUAAAAGUUAUUAAUUCUUUUCCAGAAAAAAAAUAUGGAUGAUCAGGGCAAACUUAUGGACUUCAAUUCCAAAGGCGAAGAAAGCUCAUUUUCAGGCUCAGAAACUUAUGGAGCAUUCCACAAUCAUUUCAUUGACUCUGUUCAGCCUUUGAUUGAGUUGAUUGAUUCUCUGAGGUUCAUCGGCAUUGAUAAGGAUAUAGAUCUACCAUCCAUUGCAGUGGUGGGAGAUCAGAGUUCUGGAAAGAGUUCUGUUUUGGAGGCUCUCUCUGGAGUUUCUUUACCUCGAGGAAAUGGUAUUGUCACUCGCUGUCCUCUUGAGUUGAAAUUACGGAAGUUAAAGAAAGGACCGUGGUCAGGGACCAUUUCUUACAGUGGUCACAAAGUGACCUUUAAAGACUCAUUAGAGGUGGAUAACCUUGUCAGAGAAGCUCAAAACAAGCUUGCUGGAAAUACAGUUGGAAUCUGUGAUGAACUCAUUACUUUGACAAUUUCAUCUCCUGAUGUUUGUGACCUCACUCUGAUCGAUCUACCUGGUAUAACCCGUGUACCUGUACAUGAUCAACCUGAGGAUAUUGGCGACCAGAUCAAAAACUUGAUACUGAAAUAUAUUACCAAAAGAGAAACCAUCAUUUUAGUUGUUGUACCCUGCAAUGUUGACAUAGCAACAACAGAAGCACUAAGAAUGGCACAGGAUGUAGACCCUGAGGGAUACAGAACUCUUGCAAUUCUCACAAAACCAGACCUUAUUGACAGAGGAGCUGAGAUUGAUGUUUUGAACAUUGUCUGGGGCAAAGUCAUUCCUCUCAGCAAGGGCUACAUUAUUGUGCGAUGUCGUGGUCAGGGUGACAUCAAUGACAAAAUCUCUCUUUCUAAAGCCAUGGAAAUGGAAAUGAAAUUUUUUAGGAACCAUCGAUAUUUCAGGUAAUUAUAACUUUUAAAUAGUAAUAAU